Messenger RNA from Macadamia integrifolia, 1350 nucleotides. Its product is annotated as 5-formyltetrahydrofolate cyclo-ligase, mitochondrial-like. Gene Ontology annotation, molecular function: 5-formyltetrahydrofolate cyclo-ligase activity. Bases 107 to 973 code for a protein of 288 amino acids. Gene Ontology annotation, biological process: folic acid-containing compound biosynthetic process; tetrahydrofolate interconversion. The transcript has 7 exons. The record is from RefSeq and is a predicted model, not a curated record. Gene Ontology annotation, cellular component: mitochondrion. Lineage: Eukaryota; Viridiplantae; Streptophyta; Magnoliopsida; Proteales; Proteaceae.
GGAAGUGGAAGGUUCUUCAGUUUUGCACCAACCAAUGCAAAUCUUCCGCUGACGUCUGUUCUCAACGGGACGGAGGGAUGGGUUGGUGUUUGUUGUCGACUGUAGAAUGAGUAAAUAUGAGCUAAUCCAGAAGUCAAAGGAGCUGCUGCUGAUGAUCCGAGCUUGUCCAUUUGCAUCUGCAGCCCCUCAAAUCUACUUUCCCCCCAGAUCCUCCCGUUCUGCUAUCAAUCCCCCACCCGGUGACUCUCACCGCUCCUUCGUCACCAUGAACGAAGACAUUAGUCUCGACGCCAUUACUAAGCAGAAGAAAGCCCUGCGAUCAAAUUUGCGAAAGGAGCUCAAGGUCAUGAGCCCCGCACAGAGAUACCUAGAAGAUAUUGCAAUUCAGGAUAUUGUUUUGGAAGCUUCAUGGUUUAAGUCUAGCAAGAGUGUAUGUGCUUAUAUAAGCUGUGAUUCCUUGCGGGAAGUCAACACAUCAAAAAUUUUGUCGGCAAUAUUGUGCAAUACAGCUGAAGAGUGUCAGAAGCUGAAGGGGAAAAAGCUUUAUGUCCCCCGGAUUCAGAACAGAAAUAGCUGCAUGCGAAUGCUUAAUAUCUCAAGUACCUCUGAUCUAAUCCAAAACUCAAUGAACAUUUUGGAGCCAGCCCCAGUAGAUAGUGAUGGAAAUCAACGUGAAGAUGUUAUGCAGACUACUGACCCAGUGGAUUUGUUCCUUCUACCAGGAUUGGCCUUUGACAGAUCUGGAAGACGCCUGGGCCGUGGCGGAGGUUACUAUGAUCUGCUCCUGAGUAAAUACCAAGAGCUUGCUGCAGAGCGGAAAUGGAAACAACCUCUCCUUGUUGCACUGUCAUAUUCUUUACAGAUAAUGGAUGAGGGUGUCAUUGCUGUCACUCCUAAUGAUGUUCCUGUGGAUGCACUUGUUUCCCCGGCUGGUGUGAUUCCAAUUAGUCCCACAGCAUUUGAGAGGAUGUGACUGAAUAACUAAUGGUGCACCCUGCCAUCUCUUUUAUAUUAUUAAUCGCAUCAGAAUUUAGAAAGAUGGCAACAAGAAGUGAUACAUUUGAAUCCAAAGCAUAAAAUUUGGAGGUGGAACUAGAUUUCUACUUUAGCAGCAUUCAAAAGCAUCUUGAGGCUGCUGCAUCUGUGGAUCCCUGCUUUAAAAUCGAACCCUUAUAGACAAGGAUGAAUGAAAACCCACCAUGAUCAGAUCAUUGAAGCACACACAUGUAUCUAGCAGAUGCGGCUGAAUGAUGUUUUUUUUCUUCUAAAAUAGAAUUCUUAGAAAGCCCGAUUGCUGAUUGUUGAACAGAAUGAUAUCUCACUUCAAUAAUCUAUAUGCUUGUGUGACCA